Messenger RNA from Carica papaya (papaya), 2093 nucleotides. Its product is annotated as putative pectate lyase 1. NCBI's taxonomy places the organism in Eukaryota, Viridiplantae, Streptophyta, Magnoliopsida, Brassicales, Caricaceae. The record is from RefSeq and is a predicted model, not a curated record. Gene Ontology annotation, molecular function: pectate lyase activity.
CUCUGACUCCACUGCAUUCUCUGCUCCUUUCUUGCUUGCUUUGCUCUCCGCUUUCUCCCUCUUUUUUUUUUUUUUUUCUUUUUUCUUCCUCUUCGUCUUCCACUGUGUUUGGAAGGUUAGAGGGAAAGCGACAGGAGCUUCGAGUGAGUUGAGAAGAAAAUGGAAAUGGCGGUGUCUACGAGAUGGACCUCUGUGUGUUUAGCUCUGCUUCUCGUGUUGAUCGUAGGUGUAAUGGCGACUGUGCAGGAGAAAGAGAUCUCUAGUUCCAGGUCUACAGGGAAGGUUGAGUUGAAUGAACAUGCUGUGGAUGACCCAGAUAAUGUUGCUGACGAGGUUGCUGCCUUGGUUGAAAUGAGCGCGCGCAACCACACUGAGAGGAGAAAACUGGGCUACUUCUCUUGUGGAACUGGCAAUCCAAUUGAUGACUGCUGGCGGUGUGACGCCAACUGGCAAAAGAACCGCAAGCGCCUUGCUGAUUGUGGAAUUGGUUUUGGCCGGAAUGCCGUUGGCGGACGUGAUGGCCGCUUCUAUGUCGUCACUGACCCACGCGAUGAUGAUCCUGUUAACCCAAAACCUGGCACUUUGCGCCACGCUGUUAUCCAGGACAAGCCUCUCUGGAUUGUCUUCAAAAGAGACAUGGUCAUUCAAUUGAAACAGGAAUUGAUCAUGAACAGCUUCAAGACCAUUGAUGGUCGUGGCGCCAAUGUCCACAUUGCCAACGGAGCGUGUAUCACGAUUCAAUUUGUUACUAAUGUCAUCAUUCAUGGUCUCCACAUCCAUGAUUGCAAGCCAACUGGAAAUGCUAUGGUGCGAAGUUCCCCCACUCACUUUGGGUGGAGGACAAUGGCCGAUGGUGAUGCCAUCUCAAUUUUUGGAUCAAGUCACAUCUGGGUCGAUCACAAUUCGCUCUCUAAUUGUGCCGAUGGCCUCGUUGAUGCUGUCAUGGGUUCUACUGCGAUUACCAUUUCCAACAAUCACUUCACCCACCACAAUGAGGUUAUGUUGCUGGGUCAUAGCGAUUCGUACACGAGAGACAAGCAGAUGCAAGUGACCAUUGCCUACAACCAUUUCGGAGAGGGACUUAUUCAGAGGAUGCCCAGGUGCAGACACGGUUAUUUCCAUGUGGUGAACAAUGACUACACGCACUGGGAAAUGUAUGCAAUUGGUGGAAGUGCAAACCCCACCAUCAACAGCCAGGGGAACAGAUACAACGCUCCAGCUAACCCGUUUGCCAAGGAGGUGACUAAGAGGGUGGAAACUGCUGCAAGCCAGUGGAAGAGCUGGAACUGGCGGUCAGAGGGAGACCUUUUGCUCAACGGAGCAUAUUUCACUCCUUCUGGUGCAGGAGCCUCGGCCAGCUAUGCCAGAGCCUCAAGUUUGGGUGCCAAGUCCUCCUCCAUGGUUGGUACCAUUACUUCUAAUGCCGGUGCUCUACCCUGCCGAAGAGGAAGGCAGUGCUAGGGAGAGUACAAUCCCACUUACUAAUCUGGCCUAAGAAAAAAAAAAAAAGGCCUUAUUAUAUCAAUUCCUGUUUUUUAAUUUUCCUCUACCUACCUACCCACCCAAAUAUCCGACCAUUGUUUCACUACCACCACCUACCCUUUUGCCCUCACAUAUAUUGACAAGUGUACAUUUUUUACACAUUGUCAUUAUAUUCUUCUCCUAUUCCACUCUGUCAAAUGUUUAUUUUCUCAACCUCGGCCUGCUUCGCCCGAAAGUAAACUAUUCCAUUCUAGGAGCAGGUGCGGAAGCGUUGUUGAUUUUUUUUUUUUUUUUUUUUUUGGGUCAUUUUUUUUCACUUCCCAUUCUGGGUUAUUAUCCAGCUUCAUCCAAAAUUCUCCCUAACCGCCAGUUGGAUACUUCCAUGUCUCUAGUCUCACUCACAAUUCCUUUUCUUCCUUCUUCUGGGUCUCUAUUGAGUUUAUAGGUUCUGAAUGAUUGGUGAUUUUCUUUCCUCUUUCUUUUUUUUUAUUUUAAGUUUACUUUAUUUGUUGUGUCUAGUCAUACGAUCAAAAUAGUAUGGAUGUCAAACUUCUGAGUCAUUGGAAAUUUUAUUACAGAUGAUGCAUAGCAAUAGCAGUGAUGUUCUUUCA